GAAGGGAGGACAAUAACAAAAGUGAAUCCUUUGACACCCGGCACGCGUCGUUGUAGGGGCGUACACUUCCCUGGUCACCGCUGUAUACACUUGCUUUAUAGGGAAGUCGCUUUGAGUCGAGGUAACAAUGCCAUCCGACGACACUUGAGGACUGCACGUGAAGGUUCUUUUUGGGCCGCCACGAUGUUGUUUUGAUUUCCGAUUACCUUUUGGGCGUCUUUCAAACCGUUUCUGGUGAUUUCGAAGAUGGAGGAGAUUUCACAGAAUCCUUUGGCAGCAAUGGGGUUUGUGUGCAACCGUUCGGGAACGCUGCUAGAUGUAGCGAAUGGGAGAGUAUAUAAGCUGCGGAUGCCGGUGUGCGGGCUCGCCGGCCUCACUGUCCUAUCUUCAACACCAAACCAUCGCCAUCAUGAGCAAAGCAUCUCACCCCACAGAACCAGUCCAAAAAUCCACGGAAUCCACCCCAAUCCUCGCCCAAACAGACCGCCCCCUCCGCAUCCUCGUCGCGACGGAAUACCUCCCGCCCACAGUCUCCGGCAUCGCGAACCGGUUCAAGAACCUGAUCAAGGGGUACAGAGAUGCUGGGCACGAUGUUAAGAUCGCGUCGGUGAGGGGAACGUAUUGCGAUAUUGUUGUGCCGAGUGUGCCGAAUUUGUUUUAUUUGGAGCAGAGGAUGUUUCUGUGCCCGCCGCUGUCGCUGGUAUGGCUGCUCAUCAAUCCAUGGAGCACGGUGCCGUAUGAUAUCGUGCAUAUCGUCUCGCCGUUGUGUCUUGCCUUCGUGCCUCUGAUCCCGUUGUUCAAGAUCCGAGGCGUAAAGGUCUACGUCUCCUACCACGUCCUAAUGGAGUACUACAAAGUAGCUUACUUCUACAACAAAACCCUCGUCCACAAGCUCCUCGGCGACUUCAUCCACGUCAUCUAUGUCGUGCUCUACUUCAUCCCCUUAGUAAUCUUCGCCGAUGUAGUGGGCAUCCCAUCGAAAGUCGCCGACAGCGUCGUGUACAAGUACGCCAAACGAAUCCAUUUCAUGAAGAGCGGGCUGGAUACGACCGUGUUUGUGCCGCGGCAAGAGGAUCAAGGCAGUAUGGAUGAUUUACUGGCGGCGAGCGCGACCACAUCGGUUGCAAUGGCGAAGCUGGCGAUGACGGCCAAAAGGAAGGCGGAGAGUAGGAGGCAGAGUAAGGCUAUGGUUGACGCGUUGCCAAAGUACGAGGAACACCCAUCUGACGCUGCGGCGGAAGACGAGAAGAAGGUGGGAGAUAUCAACCCAACGGCCGACUCGGACGGACCCACCCUCGUCUACAUCGGCCGCCUUGCCCCCGAGAAAAACGUCGAGUUCCUCAUCAACGCGAUGAAACACCCGCGUCUCGCCACCGCAGCCCUCGUCAUCGUCGGCGACGGCCCUUCCCGUCUCCAUCUGGAAGCCCUGGCCGCGACCAUCGUAGGGCCCGAGCGUGUCUACUCCCACCAAACCAAACUCAAACCCACUGCCGCGCCACUCACCUCCACCGCCUCCUACAGCAGCCUCAUCCAACCCACCACCAUCGCCCAGGAACUCUCCUCCUACCGCAUUAUCUUUACCGGCAUGGUCUACCGCGAACAAGAAGUCGCCAAAUACUACGCCUACGCCGACAUCUUCGUCUCAGCCUCGGCCUCCGAGACGUUCGGGUUCACGGUUGCGGAGUCCCUCGCGUGCGGCACGCCGACGGUGGUGGUCCGUGAAGGCGCGUUCAAGACGGUGUACAAGGUUGUUGACGAGUGGAUGUUUGAUCAAUUUGAUGCCGAGGACUAUGUGGCGAAGAUUUGGAGGUGUUUGGAGGAUCCGGAUGCGAGGAGGGUGGCGAGGAAGUUGGCGGUGAGGUGCUUUGCUGUGGAUAUGGCGGUCGGGGAUUUGGUGGAUUGUUAUAGGAGGAUGUUGGCGGGGGGGUGAUGGCCGUGAGGGGAAAUCCCAAUAAAUCGACUUGUGCUUCUUGACUUCAUAAGGCCCGUUUUCAGAUGUGUAUACCGCAGCGGCUGUGUGCCCUUCUCUCUCUCGAACAGCACCACCGUUCCACUUGGAAAAAAGAGGCAGCAAGGGGUCAGAAGCCAUCCACCGGCUUGAAAAACGACAGGAAUCGGAUUCCGUGUUGUUGCU
Messenger RNA from Fimicolochytrium jonesii, 2134 nucleotides. RefSeq lists its product as uncharacterized. Gene Ontology annotation, molecular function: glycosyltransferase activity. Bases 326 to 1930 code for a protein of 534 amino acids. The record is from RefSeq and is a predicted model, not a curated record. The transcript has 4 exons. NCBI's taxonomy places the organism in Eukaryota, Fungi, Chytridiomycota, Chytridiomycetes, Spizellomycetales, Powellomycetaceae.